Messenger RNA from Moneuplotes crassus, 594 nucleotides. Lineage: Eukaryota; Ciliophora; Spirotrichea; Euplotida; Euplotidae. The record is from the annotation of a GenBank genome assembly.
UUUGUUAUAAAUUAAAAAAUGAAAGUAGCUGUUUUGAUUACAUUAUUACUCCUGAGUGCUUUUGCAGACCCAAUUCCAGAGAAAAUUGAGGAAAUUGAAGAGAUCAUCCAUGAUAUCUCUCAUGGUUCCAAGAUGUUCUGGACAGGAUUCCAGGCGAAAAUUCAUCUCCAGGAGAGCUGGGACCUCCCCCAGUCUUGCUUUGGAGCCGGGUUUGAAAAGGAUUUGUACACAGUGGUGAUGUCUCUGAUCAACAUUGUAGAACAACCAAACCCCAUUACUGACUUGAUCAAGUUGGUCACUAAAGGGUAUGAAAUAACCUCGAGUCUUAAAAAGGAUUGACAGAUUUCAGAAGACUACACAAUGAUAAAGAAAUAUUGCCAAUCUGCUGAUUGUGCUUUGACCACCCUAACUUCAAGAGCUUAUAGCCAUAUCACAAGAAUCAGAGAGCUUGUUGAAGAUUAUAGAAGUAUUCAAGAAUUCACAGAUGAGAACCUCAUCAGAAUAGGUAAAGAUAUAGGAAAUAUUGCUACCAUCGUCUUAGGAAUGACUGAAAGUGUGCCAGACUUUGUAGUGAAAGAAAGAAUUUCAACUUAA